AUGGACACCAUUUGGAGUUCCGCGAAGAACGAGGUCGCCAUUGGGCUGGACCUCAAGUCGGCGACAGGCGCCGACUUACCGUGUGUCUCGUGCGUUGGCGGGAAGCUGGCGCGGCACACCUUCCCCGACCAAGGCUCUGAUGUCGCCGACGUGAUGGCCGUCGUGCACAUCGACCUGUGCGGGCCGCUGGUCGCCAAGAAGUUGGACGUGCUGCUAGAGUUCCAGAAGUGGCUGGUGUUGGUGGAGCGGCAGACAAAGAAGUCGGUGCUCAUGCUUCGCUCUAACCGAGGAGGGGAGUUCCUCGAGAAGAAGUCCAUUGACUUCAUGGACGGCAAGGGGAUGGUCCACGACCUGACCUGCCCGUACACCCCUCAGCAAAACGGCAUGGAGGAGCGGGAGAUGAGGACGGUGGUGGAGUCAGUGCGGACGAUGCUGCUGCACAUGGGCGUGUAG
Messenger RNA from Closterium sp. Naga37s-1, 453 nucleotides. NCBI's taxonomy places the organism in Eukaryota, Viridiplantae, Streptophyta, Zygnematophyceae, Desmidiales, Closteriaceae. The record is from the annotation of a GenBank genome assembly.